AUGAUCAUCAUCUAUCAGCGCCCUACACUACUCAAUUUAUUGGGCCCUAUUUUCGUCUCGACACUAUUUAGCUUCAUCCUUCAUGACCAUAACAUUACUGUUGCGCUUCUUGUCAUUGGUGAGGCCAUCUACAUUCUUUUUCUUGUCACCCUCAUUCCUGCCCUUGGUCGCGACCAGCCGCAACAACCUCAGCCAUCCACUCCUGAUCCAUUCCAGGUCCCGCAAGUUCCUUCUCACUCUCAGAUGCCCACUCCUGAUACAGGACACUUUGAAGUCAGGGACUCUAGGAUUAGUAGGUUGAUUGCUGGUGAUACUUGUUCCUUCAUUACGCUGGACUCACAGCAUCCACUUCCUGCACCCACCUUGGCUAACCGCACACCUACUCAUUUCCUUUCCCUGGGCCACAACCACUGGCCAACCUUUCACUCGCCGGCACCAACCAACUCCUUCCUCAUAUCGCCUCUUGCUGACAUGCACUGGGCAUUUGCGCAUGGUGUUCGUGGUGUUGGGAAUGGCAUGGUGGAGCUCCAGCCCAUCAUCUGCAAGCUUGGUCGAACCCGGUUUGAACGCGAACCGGACCUCCCCGAACGUGUUCGGUGA
Molecule: messenger RNA, 600 nt
Organism: Suillus fuscotomentosus
Lineage: Eukaryota; Fungi; Basidiomycota; Agaricomycetes; Boletales; Suillaceae
Exons: 5
Coding region: 1-600 (199 amino acids)
Source: RefSeq, a predicted model, not a curated record